AUGCAGCAACCAAUAUUACAUGUUGCGGUCGUUGGAUUUCAUCAUAAAAAAGGAUCAGAAUGGCAAAAUUUACCUUCGCUUGCUUUACCUGAUGGUGCUCAUAAUGUUGAUCAAGAUGUUAUUUAUUUUUUGUUACCAUCAUUAGAAAUGCCGAAUAGAGCAAUUUUCGGAAUUUCUUGUUAUCGUCAAAUAGCUGCUCAGGAUUUGUUGAAUAAAUCAAACGAUAUUACCCGGAGUACUGUUCAAAAAAGUGUUUGCGUAUUAUCAAAAAUACCUUUGUUUGGCGUAUUGACUGCAAAAUUGCAGUUGAUUACGCAAGCAUAUUUUAAUGAAAGGGACUUUACUAAGGUCGAAAUACUUUCUCAACUUUAUCAUAAUCUGUGUGAUAUGUUUUCUGAGGAAGUAAUUGAUGAUCAGGCUGCUUUAAUGGGUGAGCUCAUUUAUCAUAUCUCUGUCAGUUCGCUGGUUCUGUGCUUUAAACACCGAAUCCUUGUGCUAUUCAAACUACUGUUACUUGAAAGAAAGGUUUUGCUUGAUUUAAUGGUACUUUUAUUUAAACUUCUGACAAAUCUUGAAUUCAUAAAUUUUUAUUUGAGGCUAACGUGGCAUAGUUAUAUAUAUUUUAUAUAUGUAUUUAAAAUAUUUCAGGGCUCUUUGUUUCAUCCAUAUCUGAGCAUUAGUUAUUUGGAAAUGAUUCGAUCUGAUAAUAUUCGUGCUUAUUGUAUUGGAACCACGAAUGCACUUUUUAUUCAGCGUCGUGAUCUUGUGGAUGUCGUUGUCACGGUAUUCUUUCACUGUGAAAUAGAUAUUGUUAAUCAGGAAUUGCGCCGAUCACUUGCAUUAACUGCCGCGGAUUUACGUUUUAUUGAUUUUAUCAUUAAAAAUGUAGAAGCCAAUGUCAAAGCAACAUCUUGGGAAGGUGGCGAUGAAUGGAUUCGUUUGCAAAUGCGCACUUAUUUGCUAUCUCUUAUGGGUACUGUCCGUUCCGAAUUAAAUGAUUUUUUUAUCGAUUUUAACGAAAAUUUCGUAGAGCAGUGGAAACUUUCUAACAAUUAUCGAGUGUGGGUGAGUGGUGUAUAUCCAGACUUGGCAGGAACCAUUCCAGGCCAUCCAUUCGCCGGAAGUCUUGGAGUCUCAGACGUUUUUCUAAGAGUAGAACAUUCUAUCGGUAGUUCAGAAAGUGGCCGUCGAGUAGUUUCUGCUGUUGCAUCCACGGGCAAAUAUUUUUCUGAUACUAGCUCUAAGGUAAGGUCCAGUGUGUCUUCAUGGCUUCGUGGCAAUAACAGUCGAGGUUCACAAUCCAAAAUAUAA
Messenger RNA from Dracunculus medinensis (Guinea worm), 1311 nucleotides. Lineage: Eukaryota; Metazoa; Nematoda; Chromadorea; Rhabditida; Dracunculidae. The record is from the annotation of a GenBank genome assembly.